Molecule: messenger RNA, 2039 nt
Organism: Ciona intestinalis (vase tunicate)
Lineage: Eukaryota; Metazoa; Chordata; Ascidiacea; Phlebobranchia; Cionidae
Source: RefSeq, a predicted model, not a curated record
ACGUGACCAACUUUAUUUUUGCAGUUUGUGCAAAGUUACUUUACAGUGCGGUGGUCUUGAUUAAGCAAAUAUUCAAAAAAUAUACGUAAAAGCACAGAAUGUAUUCUCCAGCGGUGGGUGUUGUUUACAUCUUCAACCUCAUAGUUGGAACGGGAGCUCUAACUCUUCCCAAAGCCAUGGCAUCAGCUGGUUGGCUUGUCAGUUUAAUAUUACUUACUCUAUUAGGGUUUGUGAGUUACAUCACAACUACAUUUAUGGUUGAAUCCUUGUCGAUCGCCAACGCUUGCAUUCGAAGAAAUAAAAGAGAAAAUUUAAGUGAAGAUUCAGUUGCUGCUUCUGACACCGAUUCCGACUCCAAUCGUUCCAUAAACCCACCGCCUCCCAUUGAUCCAACGGAACGUAGCGCACUGCUGGAUUCUGCUUCAUCUUCCUACACCAGCAGAAGAUCCUCCAUAAACAGCAACACAACUUCAAUGUUCUCGAUCACAAGAGCUGUGGAGAUGGGACAGAUGGCUGACAUGUUCUUUAAUAAAAUUGGAAGGAUUCUCUUCUACGUAUGCAUUAUAGUGUAUCUCUAUGGUGACCUCGCUAUAUACGCUGCUGCUGUUCCAAAGUCAAUGAGAGAUAUAGUAUGUGGCAACAUGUCAUGUUCAACGAACGAUUCAAACCCGCCACAAGAUGGCGACAUAUGUUGGGGAACCACCAUAACCAGGAACAAUGUUUACCAAAUAUUUCUGGCAUUGUUCACGAUUGUUCUCGGACCAUUCACCUACUUCAGUGUGCAGAAAACAAAAUAUUUGCAAAUCUUUACAACUGUGUUAAGAUGGCUGGCUUUCCUCUCGAUGAUAACCCUCGCUAUCAUCCAUAUUUCCACCACUAGGGGCGGUGAAGGGCAUCCUCCAGUGGCCAAUAUAUCCGGGGUUCCGAACCUUUUCGGGGUCUCGGUUUAUUCGUUUAUGUGCCAGCACUCCCUCCCCUCCCUUGUGACUCCUAUUCGCAAUAAACGACGACUCCCCUACCUACUGGGGGCCGAUUAUAUACUCAUUCUAUUAUUCUAUAUGCUGCUUGGUAUGACAGCUAUAUACUGCUUUCAAAGUGAUGUAAUAAAGGAUAUUUAUACCCUCAAUUUCCAGGAUUCAUGUGAUGUCACAAACAUCAUUGUUCUUCGAUAUUUCCUUGGGUUGUUUCCAGUGUUCACUUUAUCGAGUAACUUUCCCAUAAUUGCCGUCACAUUGCGCAAUAACCUUAAGGCGUUAUUCAAACCUUCUUCUUCAUUCUGGGUGAACAGGAUUCUCUUCCCGACAAUUGCAAUUGUCCCUCCCAUUAUUGUGGCCUUUAUUACAAACAAUCUAACUACAUUAGUGGGGAUAACGGGGUCGUACGCUGGGGCGGGGGUCCAAUACGUUAUACCCGCGUGUCUUGUUCUGUUAGCGAGACAAGAAGCAACGCAGUAUCAUGGCAGCGCUGUGGUUCGGAAAAACCGCCACAGGUCUCCAUUCUCACGUAGGUUAUGGGUGAUCAUGGUGUUAGCAUGGGCGGCCGUAUGCUUGGUAUUCGUAACUGUGAACCAUAUUUUAUCAUUACCUUAAAUUUUACUUAUUAAGCUCAUUAAUGGCCUCACAGAUUAUUUUUCAAUUUUCAUUGAACAGUUGUUCUUGUUGUUUAUUGUAUGAUAUUGACUGUGUUUUAAAAGUUGUCAAUUUUAACUAAAAACUUAAAAUGACAACAUCCACUUUUAGCAGUUUCAAUUUGCCUUAUUUUUGUUUGUUUAUUUAAAGUCUACAAUGCAAAACUUUUUGGGGGAAUUUUGUGUUUUCUCCUUUAUAAUAGUUGCCUACAGACUACAUUUUAAUUAUUUUACAUACAAUGUUUAAAUGUCUAAUUCUUCAACUUUACCAAAUAUAGAUGGUGCAAUCAUGCUUCCCUUUAAAACCUUGAUCAUUUAACACCAACUUCGAUUUAAAUGUAGGGCCACACUCAUAUAUAAUAGAAACCCACAACCCUCAAAUUGUUAUGUCAGCUUAAAUGUCAACGUUCAU